This is a messenger RNA of Pomacea canaliculata, 1897 nucleotides long. RefSeq names its product cytochrome b-c1 complex subunit 2, mitochondrial-like. Gene Ontology annotation, molecular function: metal ion binding. Gene Ontology annotation, cellular component: mitochondrion. The transcript is spliced from 15 exons. The record is from RefSeq and is a predicted model, not a curated record. The coding region runs from base 110 to 1552 and encodes 480 amino acids. Lineage: Eukaryota; Metazoa; Mollusca; Gastropoda; Architaenioglossa; Ampullariidae.
GAAUUUUUUAGUCUCUCUGGUGGUCUCCCUCUCUCAUCACGUCACUUUCGGCCAUUUUGUUAGAGCAACCAUUGAUAGCAACAACAGGACAUACGAGUAGAAGUGAACUAUGGCUUCUGUGUUCUCGAGGAGAAUAGGGAGAUCUUUACAGGUUAGACUGUAUUCAGCAGCAGCACGCCCUGAAGCGAAAGAGCCACAACUAUCAAAACAAGGAGCUAAGCUGACAAAACUCCCUAAUGGGCUGGUAGUAGCAUCCUUGGAAACUUACUCCCCUUUGUCACGGAUUGCCCUUGUGGCAAAGGCUGGUCCUCGGUUUGAAAAUGGAGACAAUCUUGGUGUAACGCAUUGCCUCCGCAUUGCUGCUGGACUGAGUACGCAAAACAUGUCAUCUUUUGGAAUGACGCGAAGCUUAGAACAAGUUGGGGCCAAUUUCACAUGCACAUCAAGUCGAGAGUACAUGUUUUACAGAGUUGAGUGUAUAAGGGACAACCUAGAACUAGCCACAGAAGUCCUGCGACAAGUAACAACAGCCCCAGCCUUCAAGCCUUGGGAACUGACUGAAAUUCAAAAUCGACUGAAACUGGAUCUGGCCAUACUUAAAUCACAGCCUGCUACAAUGGUGUAUGAUUUGCUGCAUCAGGCUGCAUUCAGGAAGACUUUAGGCAACUCACUGUAUGCACCUGACUUUAUGGUGGGCAAAUAUAGCCGUGAACAGUUGCUGAAUUAUAUGAAGUCCUACUAUUCCACUGGCCGAGUAGCACUUGUGGGAGUUGGAGUGGACCAUGAGGAGCUAGUCGAAUGUGCUCAGAAGUUUACACCAUUUGCCUCAGCUGCUACUGCUGCUGACAAAGCCACUUAUGGAGGGGGUGAGAUCCGUGUGAACACUGGAGGUAGCCUAGCAUAUGUUGCUGUUGCUGUUGAAGGGCCAAGCACUGGCAAAUUUGGGAAGACAGGGCGUCUUGCUGGCAAGGAGUUGCUACAUGCAGCUGUGUUGCAGAAUGUUAUGGGAUUAGGACCAAGCAUUAAGUAUAGUACUGGUGGUGCCACAUCUCUCCUGACACAGGCCAUUACCAAGGCAACCUCCCAGCCUUUUGCGGUCUCAUGCCUAAAUGCUAACUACACAGAUAAUGGUCUCUUUGGUUUCUUUGCAAUUGCACAGGCUACAGAAAUGGAGAAGGUUCUCCAGGCUGCCUUCAAGCAGUUUGCUGCAAUCACCAAGAAUGGCUUGGAUGAGAAGGAAGUGGCACGUGGCAAGUAUCGACUUCAAGCUGACUUUGGCAUGUACAUGGAAACCAGUUCUUCAUUACUGCAACAACUGAAAGCCAGAAUUGCCAUGCAGCAGGAGCAAAGUGAAAAUUCAGCACUGGACUUUGCAGAGCAAGCAUUGAGUGGCGAGCAGUUGGUUUCUCCAAAUGAUUUGUUUACGUUCAUUGAGGGCAUCACCACUGCAGAUGUCACAAAUGUUGCCAAAAAGUUGGUGAAUGGAACUCCAACCAUGGCAGCUGUUGGAAAUCUGUCACAUACACCAUAUCUAGACCAGUUUCGCAAGUAACGGCAAAUGGAAGUUAGGUUUUUCUUCAGAUUAGCUUGCUGCAAUGGACUCUGUGCACAUCAAGAUUUAAGGUGUUGCAGGCUUGACAUACGUGAAAAAAAUUUGUUUCCAAGACUAACAGUCACAGGACCUCCAUGCUACCUCCUUGAAAAGAGAGCCUGAAAGGAACUAAUGGAUUAAUAAAAUUAAGUUGUUUCUAGAUUCAUUUCUUGGCUUUGACAUGUACCAUUUUAGGUAUGCCCUGGUGUGGAGAUGAAUUUCUAGAACUGUUAGAUGAUAAUUUGUCUUGGAAAUUGAAUUCUGAUGUUGAAGAUUGCAUAUGUUAAUAAAUUAAGUGCUGGAUUU